This is a messenger RNA of Aspergillus homomorphus CBS 101889, 453 nucleotides long. RefSeq lists its product as uncharacterized. The transcript has 3 exons. NCBI's taxonomy places the organism in Eukaryota, Fungi, Ascomycota, Eurotiomycetes, Eurotiales, Aspergillaceae. The coding region runs from base 1 to 453 and encodes 150 amino acids. The record is from RefSeq and is a predicted model, not a curated record.
AUGCAUCAGCUUUGGGGCUUAGCUCUCGCAAUCCGGGCAAGGUUCCCUGGGGCAAUGGCCAAUCUUGUCUUCUACGAACCAAACCCGAGUCACAAUCUACCGGCGUUAUUAUCCGCUUUUGGGAUCCGUCAAUUGCAUUGUAAUGUAUGGAAUUCGCACCCGAACCUUCACACAGUGACAAAGCAGGGUCCACCUAACCUGUCGGGCGAGUUUGUGGGUGAGGCAUUAGACAAAUGGAAGCAUGAUAUGCGCGCGCUCAGGACAAGCGGAGGCAAUAUACAAGUUGCUAAAGUACGUUCAGCUGACAUCCGCCAUUCUCGGCCCCCGCCUCUCCCCCCUGAGCCUUCGAUCUUGCCUCUUACCAACCUAAGCAGUAAUGGACUGGCUCACUGGCAUACUGGCAUUACUGGGAUACAUACAUACUCCGUCCAAGCCUCCAGCUACCUAGACUAG